AUGUCCCGAGACCGGUUCAUGGCCAUCUUGUCUAAUCUUCAUUUGAGUGACCCAGAGAAAAAUGAGGAAAAUGACAAGAAAAAGGGCACAGAGGAUUAUGACCACCUCCACCGAGUCAGACCUCUCAUGGAGUUGAUUUGCGUGAAUUGCAAGGCCAUCUACCACCCAAGACAGCACCUUGCAGUCGAUGAGAGGAUGGUUGGGACCAAGGCCAGGCUCAGCAUCAAGCAGUACAUGAAGGCCAAGCCAACAAAGUGGGGGCUGAAGUUUUUUGUGCUUGCUGACAUGAACGGCCACACCAUUGACUUCAUGCUCUACACGGGCAAGUCCAAGUGGGCAUCAGGGAAGGGGCUCUCAUUUGAUGUUGUAGCAGGACUGGUCAACAAAGGCUAUCUGGGGCAGGGAAGAGUUGGUGUCCCCACCACCCAAGAAAAUGCACUCACAAAGAAAUCACCACGAGGCAGCAUCCGGUGGAUCAGGGACAGAGAUCUUCUGUUUGUGAAGUGGAUGGACGUGAGAGAAGUCUCCCUGUGCUCCACCAUCCACCCAGUCUACAGUGGGGACACAGUGGAGCGCUGGUCAAAGACAGGUGAUGGGCCACAACAGAAGAUCUCUGUCCCCAGACCCACCUCAGCAACAGAGUACAACAAGUACAUGGGGGGAGUAGACACAUCAGACCAGAUGAUUGGCACAAACACUGUCCACCGGAAAACGAGGAGAUGGCCCACCACUGUUUUCCAACAUCUGCUUGACAUUGCCGUGACCAACUCAUUCGUGAUCCACAAGACUCGCUGUGCCAGCCUGCAAGAGAAUCCUAUGACACGUCAGCGAUUCCAGGAGGAGCUUACUGCGCACCUCCUUGGAGUUGAUGUGAAAAAUGGCCCACAGAAGACCCCAGGAAGCUCUGCUGUGUUCACCCAACAACCCACAGACUUGGUGGUGGUGGCAGGCCAGCCAGUUACCCUGCCCUGCUCCAUCCCCGGCUACAAUGGCAUGGUGCUAUGGCUGCGUGAUGGCAUGGCCCUGGGUGUUAACAGGGAUCUGUCAGGUUACCCACGGUAUGACAUAAUUGGAGAUCACAGGAAAGGAGAAUAUCACCUCUUGAUCCAGAGAACAGAGAUUCAAGAUGAUGCUGUCUUCGAGUGCCAGGCCAUCCAGGCAGCUAUCAGAUCACGACCUGCCCACCUCACUGUGUUUGUUGCUCCUGACAACCCAGUGAUAGUGGGGGCCCCGGUGGUGAGUUUACAGGCUGGUGACCAACUCAACCUCACAUGUCACGCAGACAGUGCCAAACCUGCUGCAUCCAUCAUCUGGAUCCGCAAUGGUCUAGUCCUGAAUGGAGCCGUGUAUUCAAAGACCUUGUUGCGGGAUGGUAAGAGGGAGAGCACAGUUAGCACACUCUACCUGCUGCCCCACAACAUUGAGUCAGGUCAGCAGAUCACCUGUCGAGCAUCAAACAAAGCAGCCCCCAACGGAAAAGAUGCUACUGUCACAAUUGACAUUCAGCACCCACCCAUUGUCAACCUCACCGUUGAGCGUCAGCCUGUUCUAGAGGGGAGUGUGGUCAAAUUCCAUUGUGCUGCAAAAGCCAACCCUCCUGUCAUCUACUACAGAUGGGCCAAAGGAGGUUAUGUGAUCCCUGACGUGUCCGGCGACACCUAUGAGGCUCUUGUGGACUACUCUUUCUUCACUGAGCCUGUUUCCUGUGAGGUCACCAACAUACUAGGAAACACCAACAUCACCAGGAACGUGGACGUCUACUUUGGGCCAAGGAUGGGGGCAGAGCCUCAGUCUCUGCAGGUGGACCAAGGAUCGGAUGCUGUUUUCAACUGUGCUUGGACAGGAAACCCCUCUCUGACCAUCGUGUGGAUGAAACGUGGCUCAGGAGUGGUGCUUAGCAACAAGAACACUCUGACACUGAAAGGAGUGAGGCAGGAGGAUGCUGGGAAGUAUGUGUGUCGGGCUGUUGUCCCCAGAGUGGGUGUGGGGGAGAAGGAAGUGUCGCUCACUGUGAAUGGUCCUCCCACUAUCUCUAGCACCCAGACCCAGCAGGCGCUCUACGGAGAGAGGGGUCAGAUCAAGUGUUUCAUACACAGCAGCCCUCCUCCCGACCGUAUCGCCUGGUCCUGGAAGGAGACAGUUUUGGAGUCAGGGACAUCUGGACGCUACACUGUGGAGACGGUCAGCACAGAGGAGGGGGUCAUCUCCACACUGACCAUGAGUAACAUAGUCCCCGCAGAUUUCCAGACCAUCUACAACUGCACAGCAUGGAACAGCUUCGGCUCUGACACUGAGAUCAUACGCCUCAAAGAACAAGAGACUCUGCGACUGGCUGUUAUCGUCGGUGUGGCAGUGGGAGCCUUCCUGGCCCUCUCUAUCCUCCUGGGGACACUCAGCGCUUUCUGCUGCACCAGAUUCCACACGAAGGAUGUCCAUCUGGUCAUGUCUUCUCUUCCUGUGUCAAUGUCACACCACAGAGAUGUGAAAACAGAGAGUCUUAAAGGAGGCAUUCAGGUGGAGAUUGUCCACAAGGACCAUGAUGCAGCACAGGAGAGCGAGGAGCAUAUGAACAUCACGCAGAUGAUGACAGACCAUGGUGAGUUCCAGCAGGAGGCUGUGCUGAAGCAACUGGAGAUGCUCCAUGAGGAGGAAAAGGAGAUACAGUAUGUAAAGGACCCCACCAAUGGCUACUACAGUGUCAGCACGUUCAACGAGCACCACGCCACCCACACCAUGUCCUUGACCCCCAGCCGGACUCCUGACAUAGGCCGAAGCCCAACCGCUGGAACUAAGACUAUUGGCAAACAGCAGGUGCCCACUGGCAUGUCCUUCACCAACAUCUACAACACCCUUGGUGCCGGUCCAAACCACCUGUGCGACUACAGCCAGCACUUCGUCCUGGGCAUGGGAAGCAGUUCCAUCGAGCUGUGUGAGCGGGAGUUUCAGCGGAGCUCACUCAGCGACUCCAGCUCCUUCAUUGACACUCAGUGUGACAGCAGCGUCAGCAGCCACAGCAAGCAGGACAGAUGUGUGCAGCUUGACAAGAACAGCAAGACCUCAGCCUCGUCCUCCUCUCACUAUUCUCAGUCCUCCUCCCAGAACUCAGACAUCACCAGGCCUCUGCAGAAACGCAUGCAGACCCAUGUCUAA
Seriola dumerili (greater amberjack) is the source of this 3150-nucleotide messenger RNA. RefSeq names its product kin of IRRE-like protein 3. Gene Ontology annotation, biological process: synapse assembly; cell-cell adhesion. Lineage: Eukaryota; Metazoa; Chordata; Actinopteri; Carangiformes; Carangidae. The coding region runs from base 1 to 3150 and encodes 1049 amino acids. The record is from RefSeq and is a predicted model, not a curated record. The transcript is spliced from 18 exons. Gene Ontology annotation, cellular component: cell-cell junction. Gene Ontology annotation, molecular function: cell adhesion molecule binding.